This is a messenger RNA of Paramacrobiotus metropolitanus, 1757 nucleotides long. RefSeq names its product homeobox protein OTX1 B-like. Gene Ontology annotation, molecular function: RNA polymerase II cis-regulatory region sequence-specific DNA binding; DNA-binding transcription factor activity, RNA polymerase II-specific. The record is from RefSeq and is a predicted model, not a curated record. Bases 395 to 1477 code for a protein of 360 amino acids. Gene Ontology annotation, biological process: regulation of transcription by RNA polymerase II. NCBI's taxonomy places the organism in Eukaryota, Metazoa, Tardigrada, Eutardigrada, Parachela, Macrobiotidae. The transcript has 3 exons. Gene Ontology annotation, cellular component: nucleus.
UCAACUCAGGGUUUUACUGGCUUAACUCAAUAAAACGAUGGUGCAUGUGGCCGUUGUUUCCGACCUUUCUCGAUACAUGAAGUCCGUGUGCUAAUCAGCGUCCGACAAUAAUCUCUGCCUUUUGUCAAGUGCGUAUUGUAAAUGCCUGCUUAAAUAUUUUUUCUUUUCCAAGGGAUUUUCUCUCCUAACCGCGGCGCAUCACAUUUACCUGAUCAUAUCAAAAUAAAUCCCGUUGUUAAGCCGUGGACAAGCGACAAUUCUGUAUCCUUAUUUGCCGAUAUCUCCACUUCUGAUAAUCCCUUAUUCCUUCAAACCAUCUGCAACGAAUUCGGAUACACAUACACACACAUUUGGUCCUGAAUAGGAGCUCUAAUCGGAUGCCAGCGACGACCGAAUGAUGGCCUACAUGAAAUCGGACGGUUAUGGUUCCUUAAAUGGACUAGGCGGCAUGGCAGGAGCCGGUCCCAACUCAUCCUCGAUGGCCUACCUAAAAAGUCAAAAUCCCUACUCUGUCAACGCCAUGGGACUCUCCACGGCGGCUGAUCUACUCCAUCAGAAUAUGGGCUACACCAAUGAUUCCUUUUUUCCGCCUGUUACCGCACCGCGCAAACAGCGCCGAGAAAGGACGACCUUUACGCGCAAUCAGCUGGAUUAUCUGGAAGCACUGUUUUCCAAAACUCGCUACCCCGACAUUUUUAUGCGCGAAGAAGUGGCUAUGAAGAUUAAUUUACCGGAACCCCGUGUACAGGUAUGGUUCAAAAAUCGAAGGGCUAAAUGCCGCCAACAGCAGCAGCAAACCGGCGCCCACCAGACCAAGACACGCCCAAAGAAGUCCAAAUCCCCCACAACCAACUCCAACGGCAGCGCCUCCAGUACACCCGUUUCGUCAUCCGGCAACGGCGGCGCAUCCACUCCACCGAGUGGCAUCAAGACGGAAGCCACCCACUCGCCACCGCCUGCGCCUGCUUCCUAUAAAACCGGUCAUGUACACAGUAGCAGUGCCAGCCCGGUGCUGGCCGGCAGUAUUACCUCCAAAUACGAGAACAACCCCGCCAAUGCCGCUGGUUCGGCCAUCUGGAAUCCGGCAUCUAUCGCCCAUGCCGCCGCUGAUCUCAGUGGGAACUGCAUGCAGCGCAGCGCCGGACCCGGCUCCUUCGCCGGGAUGCAUCAGAAUAAAUGCCUGCAGAUGGCGGAUUUGCAGCCGGUUGUCAGUCACUGGUCGACCGGCGCGGCAUCCUACCCGUCACCAUAUAAUUAUCCCAAUAUGAGCGUCGAAUACCUGUCUCCCAUGGGCAGCGCGCCCAAUCACCAUCACCAUAGUCAACAUAUGCCGCAGUUUUCCCAGCAUUUACCCAUGGCCGGACAAGGUCAUCCCAUGUCCGGUCAUAUGUCCGCGCUAAGUGCCGGUGGCCAGCGGAGUGGAGGGGCAUUUGUCAGUGACCUUUCAUCCAUGGACUCAUACGGCAUCUAUCGAUAGGAUCGAUCCGUAAUAGACCGUAAAGCUAAAAUUGUUCCUAUAUGACUUAAUGGUAUUUCCCCUGAUGUACGUACAAUACUCAAAAACAAUAUUGAAAUAUGGAUUGUACACUCUGUAAACUAACGGACUCCAAAUGGACAGUGACAUGAGCUAGAUGGCACGGUAGCAUUUGAGUUCGUGAACUGAUUACAAACAUAAUAAUGUCAAGUUCAAUCUAUCCGUGUGCUAAUAUGGCAGUAUAGCGGCAUGAAUGAAUCCCUUUUUGCUCUUCUUAUCCUGG